This is a messenger RNA of Lagopus muta (rock ptarmigan), 3850 nucleotides long. RefSeq names its product solute carrier family 25 member 24 (gene SLC25A24). Gene Ontology annotation, cellular component: mitochondrial inner membrane. NCBI's taxonomy places the organism in Eukaryota, Metazoa, Chordata, Aves, Galliformes, Phasianidae. The coding region runs from base 125 to 1552 and encodes 475 amino acids. The transcript has 10 exons. The record is from RefSeq and is a predicted model, not a curated record. Gene Ontology annotation, molecular function: calcium ion binding; ATP transmembrane transporter activity. Gene Ontology annotation, biological process: transmembrane transport.
GGUGCCGCCGCUCUCCGUCUCGUCGCGGGCGGGGCCGGCCCCGCUCCUCCCGCGGCCCCUCCUGCCCGCGCCCGGUCCCGGGGUUCCGAGCGGCUGUGUGCGGCCGUCCGCUGUGCCCCGCGCCAUGCUGCCGCUCCUGCGCUUCUUCGCGCUGCCCGCCGCCUGCGACGGGAGCCGGGAUGGCGACUCGCGGUACGCCAACCUCUUCAAGAAGCUGGACCUCAACGAGGAUGGGAGGGUGGACAUCGCCGAGCUCCAGACGGGCCUCCAAGCCAUGGGCAUCCCGCUGGGCAAGGAGGCGGAGGAGAAAAUCUUUAAAGCUGGCGACACUAACCAGGAUGGGCAGUUAGAUUUUGAAGAAUUUAUGCGGUAUCUUAAAGAUCAUGAGAAGAAAAUGAAACUGGCGUUUAAGAGCCUGGACAAAAACAAUGAUGGAAAAAUUGAGCCAUCAGAAGUUGUCCAGUCCCUCAAGAUACUGGGUAUAAACAUUUCAGAAAAACAGGCAGAAAAGAUCCUGCAAAGUAUUGAUGCUGACGGAACAAUGUCAGUAGAUUGGAAUGAGUGGAGAGAUCAUUUUAUGUUUAACCCUGCUACGGACAUAGAGGAAAUAAUCCGAUACUGGAAACAUUCCACUGUGCUGGAUAUUGGAGAUAGUUUGACUGUUCCAGAUGAGUUCACAGAGGAAGAGAAAAAGAGUGGACAGUGGUGGAAGCAGCUCUUAGCAGGAGGAGUGGCUGGUGCUAUCUCUCGAACAGGUACAGCACCUUUAGAUCGUCUAAAAGUAAUGAUGCAGGUUCAUGGUUCAAAAUCAAACAAAAUGAAUAUUGCCAGUGGUUUUAAGCAAAUGUUGAAAGAAGGUGGUGUUCGAUCACUCUGGAGGGGAAAUGGUGUAAAUGUUGUCAAAAUAGCUCCUGAGACAGCUAUUAAGUUCUGGGCUUAUGAACAGUAUAAGAAGAUACUCACUAAAGAUGAUGGAAAUUUAGGCACCAUUGAAAGAUUUGUAUCAGGUUCUCUAGCCGGGGCAACAGCACAAACUUCUAUUUAUCCCAUGGAGGUUUUAAAGACCAGGUUGGCUGUGGGUAAAACAGGGCAAUAUUCUGGGAUGUUUGACUGUGCUAAGAAGAUCUUGAAAAGAGAAGGUGCAAAGGCCUUCUACAAAGGCUAUAUUCCUAACAUUUUGGGUAUAAUUCCUUAUGCUGGGAUUGACCUUGCUGUUUAUGAGCUCUUAAAGACUACAUGGCUAGAACACUAUGCAUCAAGCUCUGCUAACCCAGGGGUUUUUGUGUUACUGGGAUGUGGUACUGUUUCCAGCACAUGUGGGCAGUUAGCCAGUUACCCUCUUGCUCUUGUCAGGACACGCAUGCAGGCUCAAGCGUCGGUGGAAGGAGCUCCACAGCUAAACAUGGUCAGCCUCUUUCAAAAAAUUGUUGCUACAGAAGGAAUCCAAGGACUUUAUAGGGGCAUAGCCCCUAAUUUUAUGAAAGUUCUUCCAGCUGUCAGUAUCAGUUACGUUGUGUAUGAAAAAAUGAAGCAGAAUUUAGGAAUAGCUUGAAGUAGAAAGGUGAGAUAUUUCUAAUUUGGUUGGAAUUAACAGAACAAAGAUGAUUUCUUCAGUAAUCUGUUCUUACAAUUAGAGACUGUGGAGAGAUGCUGCGACUUCUGUUUUUAUUCUCCAGUGGGAGGAAACUUAAUUUCUUGUACACCAUUUGUAAACAGAUACCUAUGUUGCACUUUAAUGUCACUAAAUUGAGGAAAAAAAACCUGUAUAUUUAAAUCAACUGUAUGCCUACAUAUUCAUAUAAUCAUGCAUAUUUUACUCUUUUGUCUUCUCUAACUGAACUUGUCUCACAUGAAACCAAAGGUAGAAGAAGUUCAUACUGCCUUGAUACUGAAUUGAUGAAAGUGACUUUGUUUUGUCAUGCUGCCUGUCCUCAAGCCAUUCACAGAAAACAUUUUGCACUUCUAGAAGUAAGCACUUAAUAUCAUUAUUUUUGAAGGCAAUCUAAGUUCUAAACAUUGUUACCUUAGAUACAGGAAGGAAUAGUGUAACACAUUAAAUGUAGCCCACCACCUUUAUUUUCAAGUUAACCUGUGUUUUCUAUAAUGAAUAUGAGCCUGAAAAACUACUGUUCCACGGUAUCUAGAAUACCUCAAUUGAUUUAUAUCGUGUUUUUUGUAAUGCAGUCAAUGAUUUUGGUAUCUUGCUUCUUUGGACCUGCUUUCGCACUUGUAAAUGCUAGCAUGACAAGCUCUCAAUUGCAAUUAGAUGUCUUAUAGAACCAGUAUACAGAAACAGAAAAAGCCUACUGGAUUACUGGAUCCAUUCCUACAAGUGUAAGUUACUGUUUAAAAAUGAGGUGAAGGAUCCAGUAUUAAGCUAGUGAUGAAUUAGCUGUUGGCUGUGUUGGAAGAAACUGACUUGGACAAGAAUUCAAGCUCAUCAUAGCUGCCUUGAAGAGCAAAAGGCUUCUUGUUCAUAAUUUCUUCCCUUAGUAUCAAAGGGUUACAGUCCCCUUUGUGCUUUUAGCAAAUAAGGGAUUGUGUUAUUAUGUAAAGUUUUUAAAGGCUUGUCAUGAAGGACAAAUCCGCUUUCCCUCACAGUUUUGUGUGCAGUGUAUGAAAUUUGGGUCAUGAAAUACUGAAGCAUUUUGUCUGUGUGACCAAAUGGAACUGCAGCUCUCUAAUGUCCAUCAGGUUCAUGUUAAUAAAGCAAGUGAAGCACACACAGGGAACUUGUAAGUACUUGAGGAACAGUUCCUCAUUUAAAGAAGAAAACAAAAGCAGCACUUCCUCCAUGUAGAAAAUAGGUAUUUCCAUGUAUAAGCCGCUUCCUUUAUUUCUUGGAGGGGUGUGGAGCUGGGGCUGGUGGUAUGAUUUGUCUUAUUUCAGUGGCCUUCAGUCCCAGAUAUUGAGGUAAGAAAAACAAUUACUGCUGAACUCCUUUGUUAUGCUUUUUCUGCAGUCUAUAUGAUGUCUUAAUUCUUUAUUUACAGUAAUCCCAAAUCUACAGAGAUAAUUUUUAUACUCAACUUGACCUUCAAAAAACACUUCUCUUUGACCACUUCCUGAAAUUGGAUUGCUGCAGGAAGAACUUAGAUCCUAUGCUAAGUUCCUGUAAGGCCUUUGAGGGUCUCUAUGUGUACACAUGAAGCCAAACGCACACAGCUGCCCCAUGUGUAUGUGUGUAUACACAAAAUCAAACACAUCAACAAGUGCCCUUUGUUCCUUGUGUGGAAAACUGGGCCGUGUUCUUCAGUCAGCAGGUCAGAUGUACGUCUGUGAUCAGUGCUUCCGUGAUUGUUUUUUAUCUUCAUAAACUGAUACGUUACUUCCUAAGAUUUGUAUUAUAAGAUGUUUUAUCAGAUUUUAGAAAAUGACAGCUUUGGCUGUGUCUUUUGGCCUUCAAUUUAGGGAAAACUUGGACUUUGCACUUUUUAAAAGAACUGAGGAGUCGUUCUAUCCAAAUCAUCCGUGCGUAUGAAGCCUUUCCAAUCUGAAUGUUUCCUGGGUUUGCCAACAUGUUUGUAUCCUGUGGGAUUUUUGAGAUUGCUGAUGUUGCCUGGUCAUGUUGUCUGGCUGUGACCAAUGAGCCACUGUGCGUGUGAUUUCAGAAAAGUCUGUCUUCCAGACUUGGUCCUUACUUUUGUGUGCAAGUGCCAUUAUGAAUAUUGAAAAUUAUGUUGGUGAUGCUUUCAAGCAUUGAAAAGAUGGAGUCAUCUUCAAAUUUCAUUUUUCAUUAUGUGCCUCUGUGAUGACUGUUCAUUUGUAUAUUCUUUGUCUCUUAAGAAAUGAAUGUUUAUCUUUUUAGCUAUGUAAAACUACGAGUUUCUAAUAAAUGUUUGUUUCUUUA